AUGCUGCUCGAGUUGGUGGAAGUUUCCAAAACACGAUGGAUUUCGAUGAUGUGGUUUCGUCUAGAUUUUAUGUUCAUCAUGAGCGUGGUGGCGCUGUUCGGGGCGGGGGCGUGGCUCGUCGCGCUUUGCCUCUGCAGCGUCGCCGUCUACUCCGUGCAUCGCCUGAUUAAAAUGGAAAAGCAUUUGAAUAAAGUGCAGCGCGAUACGCAGCUCGUUCGCGGAGAGGUUGACGUCAGUCGGGUGUUGAAACCCGGAACGGAGGAGUCGAAGCGGGCGACGGGGAUCCACGAGGGCUACAACGCGUUGGUUGCCUAA
Messenger RNA from Phytomonas sp. EM1, 315 nucleotides. Lineage: Eukaryota; Euglenozoa; Kinetoplastea; Trypanosomatida; Trypanosomatidae. The record is from the annotation of a GenBank genome assembly.